ACCUCAACCACCUCAAGUUGAAUUAUUCUUUCCCCAAUGAAGAUGUAAUCAGGUUCGUGCUGAAAUACAAACAAUGCGACUGCUACAUACUCCUUAACUAUGAACCGAACUACCGGUACUCUACACCGCUUAAGAGUAAAGUUUUGAUUUUUUUUUUCUGAACCCCCUCCUUCUCCAGACCCAACUCUACCAGAAAUCCCCUUGAUCCGCUUGAUUGAUGAAAAAGACAUGGCCAAACGUAGAGGUAUAAAAAACUGGAUAAUCACUUCCUCCAAAGAUAAAGCAAUCACUUCCACCACUCCACCAGCUCAAAUCACAUAGCAAACUACUAGAAUUGUGCUAGUCUUGGCUUCCCCAGGUUAGCAUGAAAUCCCACCAUGCUUCAAAGAGGGCGCGCGCCUCUGAUCCAUCUAUUGAAUUAACUACCGAGCUAAGCACCAAGCAACCGGUCGAGCAGGCCAUUCCUGCCCCAGCUUGGAAACCAUCAUUGACCCACCGGGGAAAAAUUAUCAUAACUGCGGACUCCAUUGCUGAGGACAAUGAGCAUUUGCUUGGAUACAAUUUUUCAAAAGCCUUUCUCAUGACUGCUGACAUGAAGAAGUGCAACCAUUAUCUUGAUACGUAGCUUAUCAAAUUCACGAUCAAGUCCAUAGCCAAGGCCAUCCAAAAAUCCCAUGUCGCUAUGGAGUGGCUGGUUAAAGCAAAACAAAGUCUGAAGGACAACACCAACUAUGCUGCUGUCAUCGAAACUGAGAAUGGAGAAGCUGCGACUCCGUACAAAGGCUGGAAAGGUCAAGACUGGGGGUGCAAUCAUGUGCCUCGCAGGAGCACUGACUAUUAGUCUUUAUAAGGGUACAUCAUUUUACAUUGGACAUCAUACAACCCAUCAUCAGAUCAUCUCCCAUAAAGCUAAUCAUCAUUGGACACGUGGCUCUCUAUUCCUGGGGUUUAGUGUUCUAUCCUAUGCUACGUGGUUCGUUGUCCAGGCGAAGCUAUUUAAAGAAUUUCCAUAUAAAUAUUGGGCAACAAUGUUAACGUGCAUAAUAGGAUUCAUGCAAUCAACGGUGAUUGGCUUAUGGUUGGGUAAAAGUAAGGCUUCCUGGAGCUUGGGAUGGAAUAUCCAACUCAUUACCAUCAUUUAUUCCGGGGCAUUAGCUACGGCUGCAUCAUUUUGCUUAAUUUCAUGGACAAUUAGGCACCGAGGACCAACCUAUCCCUCCAUGUUCAACCCCUUGGCCCUCAUUUUUAUAGCUAUAGCCGAAACUCUCUUUCUUGAUGAACCCAUCACUGUCGGAAGCUUGUUAGGAAUGUUGUUGAUCGUAUCAGGUCUGUACUCGUUCUUGUGGGGAAAGAACAAGGAAUCAAAAAUCAUGGUUUUACCAAAAGCAAUAUUCGAUGAAACAUCACUAGUAGUUGUUGUUCCUGAUCAAUCUGUAGUGAAGCAAUCGACAGCUGUAGUAAUGCCAAGUGCUUCUACCAGUAUCAGCACCAUUGAUGCCGAAGAUGGUGCUGACCCAAACCACGGGGAAGUACAUGGAGUAUAGUUAGUCGUGUGAUAUAGUCGACCUAUUCGCUCCAAGUUAUGAUAUGUUUAAUUUCUUUAGGAUUGAGUGAUCAUUCUAAAUUGUAAUUCCACAGAUUGAUAGGCUAAGUUUAGAUUUUAAAUUUGAAGGGAUUUUUGCAAAGGGGUAAUUAUUCAUAGGUCUUCUUACAAGGCAAUGUGCACCAUUAAGUUUCACAAGUGUUUGCAGAGAUCAAAAAGUCUUACAAGUAUUAGUGAUGCUUUUUGUGAUGAUUUUUUAAAUUUGUCAAUAAUUAGUAACUUUUUUUGUUGAUGAA
Molecule: messenger RNA, 1839 nt
Organism: Camellia sinensis
Lineage: Eukaryota; Viridiplantae; Streptophyta; Magnoliopsida; Ericales; Theaceae
Source: RefSeq, a predicted model, not a curated record